Messenger RNA from Knipowitschia caucasica, 1782 nucleotides. The record is from the annotation of a GenBank genome assembly. NCBI's taxonomy places the organism in Eukaryota, Metazoa, Chordata, Actinopteri, Gobiiformes, Gobiidae.
AUGGGCUCUCGUCUGUGUAAGACAAAGUCCGAGUCUGAGGCCACAGAUCCGGCUCCGAAGUGCAGCCUGGUCCUGAACCUGACUCGCAGAGGACUCAAGGACAUCCCGUCUGAGACCUGGUCUCAGUCCGAUUUGCUGAAGCUGAACUUGUCCCUGAAUCUUCUUCGCUCUGUGUCUCCACAAGUAUGUGUCCUGAAGAACCUCAGAGUCCUGAACCUGUGGGGGAACCAGUUGACCUCGUUGCCUGCGGAGAUCGGAACGCUGCAGAAACUCCGAGUUUUGUUUUUAUCCAGAAACAAACUCACAGAGAUUCCAGAAGAACUGGGCCAGUGUACGGAGCUGGAGGUUCUCAGUGCGUCUCAGAACCUGCUGAAGUCUUUGCCCUGGUCUUUGUCAAAUCUGCAGAAUCUGAGAAAACUGAACUUGAGCAACAAUGAGCUGAUCUACCUGCCGACUUGUGUAUACAGCCUGAAGAGCCUGGUGUUCCUUCACUUGGGCUGGAAUCUGCUCGAGAGUCUGGCGGAGAACAUCGAGAGUCUGAAGAAUCUGAGGACUUUAAUCCUGGAAGGGAACCACCUUAGCUGUGUUCCCAAAGCCUUGUGCGCCCUCAGCAGUCUAGAGCUGCUGAAUGUGGACUUCAACGACAUCAAAGAUGUUCCUCAGGAGUUCCACCAGCUCUCUCGUCUACGCAGACUGGCCUGUCACCCUCUGGACUCUGGCCUCCAUAUCCUCCACAACCCUCUGCUGAAGCCCACCAAGGAGGUCCUGGAGGGGGGUCUGACUGCACUACAAAAACACAUCUGUGGAACCAAAACAUGGACCUGUACUGGACUGAAGACACAGUUUAGAAGAGGAGGCGCAAGGAAGCAACCAAGGAGCCGAGAAGGGGGCAUCAGCAAAGACAGACUGGUCCCAAGAGCGUCUGUCCACAUGCUCUGCUUCAAAACUCCGAUGACUGCUCUGACUGUGUUGUCGCUGGUGGUGAUGCUGCUGACGGUCGCCGUGGGAGACGGGGCCCGAGUCAUCAGUGGGCAGACGGUAUGCCCCGCCCACUCCUCCUACUGUUACAAAGUGGCAUACUUCCACACAGUGAGCAGCAGGGUGUCCUUCACUGUGGCACUUCAGGCCUGUGCCACAGACCAGGGGGCGCUAGUGAGCAUCGAGUCUGAGCAUGAGCAGCUCAUUGUGGAGACGCUACUGCAGGAACUGCGCUCUGGUGUCCCUCCGGAUUCAGACAUUGUUGAUGGAGACUUUUGGAUUGGACUGACCCGCUCCGAAUCCUCAGACCAGACCCAGACCCAGAGUCAGAACCAAUCCCAGACCUGUCCUGGUCUGUACCAGUGGACUGAUGGGAGCAGCGCCACCUACAGAUACUGGUACGAUGAUGAGCCGUCGUGCGGUGGCGAAGCCUGUGUGGUAAUGUACCAUCAGCCAACUGCACUUCCUGGAGUGGGAGGAGCUUAUCUGCACCAAUGGAACGACGACCGCUGUAACAUGAAGCACAACUUCAUCUGCAAGUACCACAAAGAGCAGCGUUCGAACAGUGACUCAGAAGAAUCGGCCACAGAGCAAACUUCAGUAAGGGAAAAGGAGGCUCCGCCCCUCACACAGGACAGCCAAUCAGGUACCCUCCUCCUCUACAUUCUUCUUCCUACUGCUCCUCUCUUGAUCCUGAUCCUCGUGGCCUCAGGGAGCUGCUGCUGCCAGAAGAUCCACAAGACUAAAUCUCGCUCUCAAACGGCAGUGGAUCAAACAAAUCUGUGGAUCUCCACUAAAGCCUGA